CCUUCCUAACUUCGUCUCCCCAACACAACAACACUUUUUCUCUCCCAUUCUCUCUCUCUCUCUCUCUCUCUCUCUGUAAAUAUCAGAUUUUUUACAAUUAAAAGCUUUAUCGUCGUCCAUGGCGGCUAACAGAUUCGCGACUCUGAUCCACCGGAAAACAAACAGAAUCACUUUAAUCCUCGUCUACGCUUUUCUCGAAUGGUCACUAAUCUUCUUCAUUCUUCUCAACUCUCUCUUCUCUUAUCUCAUCCUCAGAUUCGCUGAUUACUUCGGUCUCAAACGUCCUUGUCUCUUCUGCUCUCGACUCGAUCGUUUCUUCCAUCCUUCCCGUAAAUCUCCUUCCCCUAGAGAUCUCCUCUGCGACGAUCACGCUCUCGAGAUUUCUAAUUCACAACAACAACGGUUUCGUGGUGGUCAUCACACUCAUUCCAAACCUGUUGUUCAAGAAGAAUCAAACGGUGGUUUCGUUGAAGAAUCUCACAAGGAUUUUUUGGUUGGUGGUAAGAUAAGUUCGUCACUAUGUGCUCCGAUCGAGUCUGAUUUGGGGAUUGUAGAUUAUCCGAUCGGAGAUGAAGGCCAGGUUUACAAUGGUCUUAAGUUUCCUCGAUCCAUCUUCGUACUCGAACAAGAAGAUGAUGAUAAAAAUACAGGAUCCGUGAAUUUGAAUCAUUCUGAAACAGAGGAGAAGAUAGAAGAAGAAGAAGAUGAUGAUAUAGAUGAGGAGUUCUCGUGCUAUGUAUCAAGUUACGACUGUAACAAAGAGGUUAUUACAGUAGAAGAGAAGGUUGAAGAAGAAGAAGAAGAAGAAGAAGAAGAUGGAAACAAAGUGGAUCUGGCUGUAGAGGUCGAGACUUCAGAGUCUGCACCUAAGCAAAACCUUGAGUUCUAUAUCGAUGAAGAAGACUGCCAUUUGAUUCCUGUUGAAUUCUACAAACCUAGCGAUGAAGUUCGUGAGAUUUCCGAUAUUAACGGUGAUUUUAUUCUCGAUUUCGGCGCUGAGCCUGAAUUCACGGCGGAGGAGGAGGUGGAGAAGGAAGAGGUCAUCAUCACUGCUGCUAAUGAAUCCAAAGCUGAGGAGGAGGAAGAAGUAAUAAUCACGGCAGCUGAUAAAUCCAAAGCGGAGGAUGCGGUGACGACGAAUCUAGGUCCUUCAACAGAUGAUUCGCUCCAAAUGCAUAACGACGACGACGACAACGACAACGAAACAGAAACAGAUGCGGAGGUUUCUAUAGGUACAGAGAUUCCUGAUCACGAGCAACUCGGAGAUGUUACAUCCCAACAACAACUCAAUCCUAACGACGACGUUGACAAUGAUCAUGAUGAAACAGAGGAGGAGGAUACAUUAGAGUUCAGAACAAUAACAAACAUCAAUGAGGAACGGUUUCGAGAAACUCCUCCUUUAUUGGAAAGAUCGCAUAGUCUACAUAAUGCUAUGUUUCACUUAGAGCGAAGAACAGAAUCGGUUGAUGGUAUUGAAUGUUCUGAAGGAGGAGUUGUACUCACCGUGGACAAGUUGAAGUUAGAGUUACAAGAAGAGAGGAAAGCACUUACUGCUUUAUACGAAGAGCUGGAGGAAGAGAGGAACGCGUCUGCAAUUGCUGCCAAUGAAACAAUGGCGAUGAUCAACAGGUUGCAUGAGGAGAAAUCCGCGAUGCAGAUGGAAGCGUUGCAGUAUCAGAGAAUGAUGGAGGAACAAGCUGAGUUCGAUCAAGAAGCGUUGCAGUUGUUGAAUGAGCUCAUGGUGAAUAGAGAGAAAGAGAACGCUGAGCUGGAGAAAGAGCUUGAAGUGUAUAGAAAGAGAUUGGAGGAGUUUGAAGCUAAAGAGAAGAUGGGGAUGUUGAGGAGGAGAAUGAGAGAUUCCUCUGUUGAUUCGUAUAGAAACAAUGGGGAGUCUGAUGAGAACAACAACAACGGUGAGGUACAUCAUGAUCAUAAGAACGUUGAAGGGGUUUCAGAUUGGAAAUAUAGUGAUAGUGAGAUGGAGAAUACACCGGUUGAUGAUGUUGUGCUUCGUCUUGAUGAGUGUUUAGAUGAUUACGAAGGAGAGAGGCUUUCGAUUCUAGGGAGAUUGAAGUUUCUUGAAGAGAAACUCACUGAUCUUAAUAACGAAGAGGACGGGGAGGAAGUUAAAACGUUUGAGAAUGGGAAUGGGCAUUUUCAUGGUAAGGAAACAAACGGGAAACACAGAGUCAUCAAGUCAAAGAGACUACUUCCUCUGUUUGAUGCUGUCGAUGGAGAGCUGCAGGAGAACGGGUUAGGUAACGGAAACCAUCAUGAAAACGGGAUCGAUGAAUCGGAGAGUGGCGAGAAUGUGACGAUAGAAGAAGACGUGGAUGAGCUUUACAAGAGACUUGAAGCUUUAGAGGCAGAUAGAGAGUUCUUGAGACAUUGUGUUGGUUCAUUGAAAAAAGGUGACAAAGGUGUACAUCUCCUCCAUGAGAUUCUUCAACAUCUACGUGAUCUGAGAAACAUCGAUCUUAAUCGUGUUAAAGAGAACGGAGACAUGAGUUUUUGAGUUUGAGUUUGAGUUUUGGGUUUGAAAUUCACUCUUUGCAUGGUGACAAUGUGACAUAAUGAACAAAAACAAUCAUACAGGUGGGAAAGUGACAGUGUUGCGUGGGAUGGAAGAAACAACAAGGCUCUAGAUGAAGAAGAAAACGCCAGAAAAAAAAAAGUCUCAGAUAAAGUAUUUUUAAGUAUAUACUUUGAGGAAAAAGUGUCAGAUCAGAAUGUUCGUCUCUCUUCGUGUUUUUUACUAAAAAUUUUUGGUUUUAUUUUUUAUAUAUUGAAGUGUGUCAGUGUAAAUUUCACUUUUUAUUUUUUUAUAAUUUGGGGAGUGGUCUUUAUGAGUGGUGGGUGGUAUAAUAGAAAAAGGUAGAAUGAUGAGAGUAUGUGUGUGUAGUGUAGUGUAGUUAAGUAGUAAGGUGAGAUAUUGGUAUAAAAAAAUGCCAAAUGCAAAGCUGUCAGUUUCUUUGGAUGUUUGUGGCAGAGCUGGAAUGAUUUCAGCAAAGAUGCCAACUCCAAUGUGUACAUAUGUUUCUUUCUUUUUUUUUGGACUUUUCACAACAUUUUUCGGGGGAGAGUUUAGAAUUAUUGCGUUUAGGUGGGGUAAGGAACCACUUCAUUUGUAAUCUUGUCUUCUUCUUUGGUUGAAUGUAACUUGGUAGCUACUA
Camelina sativa (false flax) is the source of this 3173-nucleotide messenger RNA. Its product is annotated as myosin-binding protein 2. Gene Ontology annotation, molecular function: myosin binding. NCBI's taxonomy places the organism in Eukaryota, Viridiplantae, Streptophyta, Magnoliopsida, Brassicales, Brassicaceae. The record is from RefSeq and is a predicted model, not a curated record.